GCAUGACGUAAAAAUGAUCAAAGGAUUAGGUUGAGGUUGAAGCAUCUGAUUCUUAUCUGAUGAAGCGCAUAUUGUAGGAACAAAUUUUGAAGUUAAAGACGGUAAAGUUGCAGUUUUUGCCGAUGGAAGGAGGAUGGUGCGACGCAAAGAAUGCGAUAAAUCUGGCAACAGAGGGACGAGCGUGUAGUAGAAAAUCGCCAAACAAACAGUGGUAAAGUUUUGUCUUGCAGGCAAUGUGGACGAUUAUUUCGCUGUUUCUUCAGAAAAAUUACGCGGUUUUGCAAACAGUAAAUUGUUAAGUGCAAAGUUUUCAUGUAGCAUCGAACUCCAUGGGUGAACUACACGAUUUAGACGCCAAAACUUCCAUUCUCAAGCUGAGAAAACGGCCAAGAAGAGCCGAAUGAUUUUUUACGGGAAAUCGAGCCCUUUCGCCGAUCCCCGGCGUAUCAGGGGGUGCCUCUGAUGGCAGGCAAGUCUUCAGCCAUGUGGUUAGGGAUCUUGCGGCCCUGUGCCAUUAUCUUGGCGUUUCAAUUUUUUCUCUUUCUGCCGCUGUCAUUCAAAGUGGAGGCAGCUGAACUUCUCUACCCUGUUCCAGAACAUGGCAUUUGCAAAAGUUUGGACAUCCGAAAUAAAAUCGACUCGUUCAAGCAAUUGGAAGGUUGUCAGGUUAUCGAAGGUUCCUUGCAAAUCCUUCUUUUUGACAACCUAAAUGAAACUGAGUUUAGUCAGAUUUCAUUUCCAGCUUUAAGGGAAAUAACUGGCUACUUCCUACUUUUCAGAGUGAACAGUCUGAAAACUGUGGGCCAGUUAUUUCCAAACCUAGCAGUAAUUCGGGGACAGCAUCUAUUUCCAGGAGGAAAAUCUUUGGUCAUUUUCGAAAUGGCUUCACUCCAGGAAAUUGGAUUGCACUCUCUAACGCAUAUUAUGAAUGGGAAAGUCCACAUAGACAGAAACCCGUCUCUUUGCUUCGUACAUAGCAUUGACUGGACGAAAAUAAUUUCUACAGAGGAUCCAACAUUUAUCAAAAGCCUUAAGCCAGAGAAUGAGUGUCCAGUGUGUCCUCAGGCAAUCAACGGCAAAGCCUGUCCACGCAAUGAGCGGAAUAAAAAUAACAACAACAAUAAGUACCUUUGCUGGAACAGGAAUCACUGUCAGAAAAUCUGCACAGGCUGCGGGAAACGGUCUUGUAAUGAUGAAGGAGAAUGUUGUCAUCCACGGUGCAUUGGUGGCUGUGGAGCCGACACUACAAAGUGUUUUGCCUGCCAGGAGUUUGUUUUUAGUGCGGGAGAAGAUGAUUCCUCCAAGUGCGUGCAAAUGUGUCCCAGGAAUUAUUUGGCUUAUCUCGAAAGACGAUGUGUAACACAUUCGGAAUGUGUCAACAUGACUAGACCCAUCGACUUUGAAGAUAGUGACUCUGAAACAACUGAUUUAAUCGAACAUCCGUAUAAAAUUCAUGAUGGUUCAUGCGUUUUACAUUGCCCUCCAAAUUACUCCGGUAAUUAUACAGACCACAGCUGUAGCAAGUGUAAUAAUACGUGCAGAAAAGAAUGUCCUGGAGCCAGAAUAGACAGUAUUAACCUUGCUUCACAGUUAAGAAGCUGCACCCAUAUAACAGGUUCUGUAGAGAUUCAAAUAAAAGGCGGCAACCAAGUGGUCAAAGCUUUACAGGAGAAUUUGGGCAUGAUUGAGGAAAUCGAUGAUUAUCUCAAAGUAGUUCGAUCUUUUUCAUUGCUUAAUUUGAAUUUUUUUAAAAGUCUUAGGAGAAUCGGUGGAAGAAACUUGGAAAGCCAAAGGUACAGCAUUAUAGUUUUAGAUAACCAAAAUCUGCAAGAUCUAUUCGAUUGGAGUACACAUAAAGAUUUUAAAAUUGAUCACGGUAGAUUAUUUUUCCACUUUAACCCCAAGCUUUGUCUUGGAAAAAUUGAGGAGCUUAGGAACAAAGCCAACCUUUCAGCUUCUACCGAGAUGGAAGUAGCUCAAAACUCCAACGGCGACAAAGCCGCCUGCAUGAUGAGUAAACUGAAUGUUACUAUUGCAACUGUUUCCAGCAAAUCGGUCACAUUAAAGUGGUUUCCUUUGAAAAUCGACGAUCCCCGAAAUCUUUUACGAUACAGUGUGCAUAGUAUCGAAGCUCCAACCAAAACGGUGAACUUUUUUGACGGCCGAGACGCUUGCGGUCAAGAUAAUUGGCGAGUUGAGGAUGAAGCUAACAACUUGGAUCAGCCUGUGAUUAAGCACACUUUGAACAACCUAAAACCUUAUACUCAAUAUGCAUUUUUUGUGAAAACUUACACUAUUGCCACUGAAAAAAAUGGUGCCCAAAGCGACAUUAACUAUUUUAGAACGAAACCUUCAGAACCUUCGGCUGUGGAACAAGUUCAAAUAGUCCAAUCGUCAAGUAGUUCUUUGCGGGUUAGUUGGUCGCCCCCUCACCGGCCAAACGGAAAAAUUUCGUAUUUUAAAAUCUAUGGAACCAAGCACAAAGACAUUUCUCUGCCCAAUAGAAACUACUGCACCGAUACAGUAAUUCCGGAUAGUACGAAAUCGAAGCCAAUGGUGACACCGCAACGACCACCUCAAGUUUGCAACAACACCAACGAUAAAAUUGAUACUGAACUUACAGACGAGCAAGAGGAAGUGUUGAGAAUAGAGUUUGAAAAUGCUCUUCAUAAUAAAGUGUAUAUCAAACGACCCAGUCGCAUGCGAAGAGACGUUGAUCAAAUGCUUGAUGCGAACUCCGCAAAUUCAACGGAAAUAUCCACUGUUGAUGACCCUCACGACUAUAUGUUCUUCGAUAACAUUAAUUCUGCCGACAAAAAAAUGGAGAAUUCAACAGAACCGGCAACGCAGUUUUGGAAGACGUUUAUUUACACAGUCAAUGCAUCAGUGCUAUCAUUGGAGGUUGAUAAUCUCCGGCAUUUUACGGAAUAUGAUGUCACCAUCUACUGCUGUAGGGAAAAAGAGGAGGAUGAUCACGAAGAGCCUUGUGGAGAACCCGCGUAUGAUACCGCACAAACACUUCCGAAAAAGGGAGCUGAUAAUAUCCUGAAUGCUACCAUCGUCAACACCACUUCGAAUAGCGUCACCGUGCGCUGGGCUCAGCCAUCAGAUCCAAAUCGAAUGAUUGUUGCUGUUACCAUUAGUUACAAGCGUGAGGAUACCGAAAAUUCACAUCCUUCUAAAGAGUGUAUUUCAUUCCGAGACUUUAAAAACUACAGCAAAAAUGGCCUAUAUUUAGUGCAUACUAUUCCGAAUCUGUUGUCGGGAAAUCAUAGUCUUUUUUUGACUGCAUCGUCGUUGUAUGGCAUGGGAGAUCCAUCACCAACUCUUGUAUUUUACGUGCCCGAAAGUAGUCCCAAUACCGUCCUUAUUACAAGUCUAGUUUUGCUGUUUAUUUUUAUGUGCAUAAUGGGAGGCGCCUGGAUUUUCUACAAAAAAUCAGUGCGAGACCGGGAGAGAGCUAUUCUUGUUCCUGCUGUUAAUCCCGAUUAUCAGCCUUCAGUGUACACCAUAGAUGAGUGGGAAGUACCCAGAAAGAAUGUGGAAAUGCUUAAAGAAUUGGGGCAAGGAAGUUUUGGAAUGGUCUGGGAAGGAAUAGGACGAGAUUUUCAAAAUAUUAAAGGCUCGUUCAGAUGCGCCGUGAAGACUGUCAACGAGCAUGCCACGAGUAGAGAGAGAAUAGACUUUUUAAAUGAAGCGUCAGUGAUGAAAGCAUUCAACACCACGCACGUAGUGAAAUUAUUAGGGGUAGUUUCACAAGGGCAGCCAGCCUUGGUGAUCAUGGAACUUAUGGUCAAUGGAGAUCUUAAAACGUACUUGAGAUCUCACAGGCCGGAAAACGACGGAAAUCCCCCUCCAAGUCUGAAAGAAAUUCUGCAAAUGGCGAUUGAGAUCGCUGAUGGAAUGGCCUAUCUGGAGGGAAAGAAAUUUGUUCACCGAGACUUGGCAGCUCGGAAUUGUAUGGUAUCAGAAAACCUAACAGUCAAAAUUGGAGACUUUGGGAUGACUCGAGAUAUCUAUGAGACUGACUAUUACCGUAAGGGAUCUAGGGGCCUUUUGCCAGUCCGAUGGAUGUCACCAGAAAGCCUCAAAGAUGGGGUUUUCUCUAGCAGCAGCGACGCAUGGAGCUACGGAGUGGUCCUUUGGGAAAUGGCGACGCUGGCUUCUCAGCCGUACCAAGGACUCUCCAAUGAGCAAGUGUUAAGGUACAUAAUGGAAGGAGGAAUAAUGGAACGUCCAGAAAACUGCCCCGACAAACUUUACGAAAUAAUGAGGCUCUGUUGGGAUUUGAAGCCAGGCAGGAGGCCGACCUUCAUGCAUUUAUGCGAGAUGCUGUUGCCCGAUUCGAGUGGUCACUUUGCGAGUGUCUCAUUUUACCACAGUGCCGAAGGCGCGGAAACUCGAGCAAUCAGAGCCGCAGCUGCUGCAACUGCUGAAAUUGCUAUCGGAGAUGUGGGUGACGGAGAUGAUGCAGACGCUUCGACGCCAUUGAAUGCUCUUCCCCCUGACGUGCACAUAGCUGGAGCUUAUGCCAUGUCAGCUUCUGAGCGCUCAGAUAGCAUACAAAGCAUCCACGUCGAUCCCAACCCGAAAUUCUACAGUAUCUCCGAGGAUCGGACGGCUAACGGUUUUGCAGGAGGGGACCGAGCGAGAAACGGAAAGGCCCAGUCUCAUUGUUAAGUAUAUAAUCAGUAUAUCUUUAAGUAGAAGAAGAACAAUACAGUUAUCUGAGGAACGUUUCUAUCACUAUACUGUUGUUCUUCUCUUCAUAAUGUGUUUGGUCGGUGUCAGUAUUAAAUGUAAGUGUUUUAUGGGCAGAUAAUUGAAAUGCAAGAAGAAACACUACCAGCUCACAGCCAAAUUUUCUAAUGUUUCCACCUUUUUAUAAUAAGCAUAAUCUCCAGUCACCUACACCGAUAAAAACCUAUUUUUAUUCUUUAAAUGUUGAUGACAACCCGUUCUGAGGAGCGAAGUAUUUUAAUAAGUUUGCGUAUGAAAACAUAUAUCUCAGUUUGUCAAUAUGUGGACCCAAUUUUCCUGUUUGGGAAGUUGUUAUGUUUAUUGUAGAGAGGCUUUCGCAUUAACUUACCGGGCUUGGCCGUUAGGAAUAGAGUCAUGUGUAGAGAGUAUUCUGUUUAAAAAGUGAUACUCCCUAAACAUGAAUAUGUUUUAGCUCCGAUCCUGUCUUUGUCUUAACUGUGGUCAUUUGACAAAAAAUAACUGCAUCUUUACAUCAACGGCUUUAAAUUGCGCACAUUCCAGUAUGCCGUUAAUUAAAUAACUGAGUUUUAGUCAGUUAUUUGCAAUUGUGACCUUUAUUCACAUUGGUAUAUUGGUAUGAGCCUGUCUCGUAUAUGAAUGAAAUUGAAUUAGGCCUCUUGACUGCUGGGCUUCAUUGUUGUUACCUGAUUACCUUAUUUAGAAUUAGAGACUACUUGCAGUCGUGUUUAUCACCAGGUGAAAAUUGCUCGCACUGGUGAAACUUUAAUUUGCUCACUCGCUGUAAUUUUAUUCAACUUCUUCAAAUUUUUUUUCAUUAUGGCUAACUUUUCUCGUUCUCCUCGAUACAGAAACUCAUCGUUUUUACGUUUGGUUUGCGUUUGGUUCACGUUAUGCCGUUGAGCACUAAAUGUUUAUUGUCUUAUAGAACUUCAAAUAGUUUACCAAUAAGAUUAACCAUACAAUUUAACACAGGGUGUUUUCCAACCUAAGGUAGAAAAUAAAUGGAUUCCUAAUAUUUUAAUAAAAAAAUCGUAGUAAACAGCUGGUUUAUUUUUACAUGUACAGGGUAUUUAAAUGAAAACGAUCUAAAUGCUCAGAGACAUUACAUAGUUCGCUACGGUAAGUUAGGCUAAUUUAUUAAAAAUGUAUUGCCAGCAAAUCGCCGUUCAACUAAUGUUGUAGUCUUAUUGGCAGGAAAUAGAUUGGCAUCGAUAUUACAACUUUUUCCGAACUUUUAUCGGUUUUAUUCACACGAAACCUAUAACAGUAGAGGAAGUGGCUUCACAGCCACUUGUUAUAUGACAUAAAACUUAUACAAAAAAAAACUAUUUCUGAUAUGGCUUCCCUUGUUGCUACUGCAUAGUAGUAACAACGAAGCGAAACUUAACCGGAAAAAAAUCUUACGCAAAUAAUUAACAGAUUUUGUUUAAUAUGCGAUGCAAAUCAAUUGGUUAACGUUGAUGGUUUAUUUUGAUUAAUUUAAUCAACACAAGUCGAAAGGCGAUUAGAGUGCUUUAUAGUUGCCAUGACAAGAACUUAUUUCCAAUAAUUGCCACUGUAUUUUCAUACAGCGAGAAUGAUUGGAGAUAUUUCAGAACUGAAAUUUAUUAUUUGUAAGUAUAGACAAGAAGGAAAAGCAGAAAAGGAUCAGGGGUCACAAAACAAUGAAUUUUUAUCAGUGUAUGUGUUACGCAAAAAAUUAGAAUGCUCAUUCGGUAUUUUUGCUGGUACCUUAAAGACCCAAUUUGAAAGCGAUUCAAAGUCGCCCCGAAGGACCCGUGCAAUUAUAAUAACAGAUUUAUGGACCUAUUUAAUUGUGAAAAAUGUUAUUGCCUUAGUUAACGUUCCUAAUAUAUACAUGUAUUCAGUUGAAACUGGAAUGCUACAGGGAUAAAUAUCGCGAGACGCAAAUAUUACACAUCUUCUAUUUAGUUUUUGAUCGCAUAAAACUUUUGCCCUGUUAGGUAUAAUUGUAAAUAAGUUUUUCUCCUUGAAGCAAAAAAAAAUCAAUCGACAUUUAUUACAGAACAAUCACUAUCUAUAUCUCAAAGGAGCAGUAACAAUGUAUAUGUUGGGGAAUUUUUUAUAAUAUCUGAGAGCGCCACGUCGAUUUUAAAGGGAGCUCGCAAUUUUGGAUAAAAAAACACGCGAAUAUAAUCUUAAUAUAGACUUAAGCGACCGUUUUUUACCAAAGAUAGAAAUAUUGAUGCUCCUAUAAAUCUGUUUUCAGUAGAAAAAUUAGCGCAGGUAUUAGCAAAUUUAGUGUAACCUGAAAACAGAAGGUUCAUAAAGUGCAGAGUAGACUCAAAAAAAUUCAAAUUGAGGAUAAGGGUUGUGAGAAAUCGCUUUACCAUCAUCAUUGCCUUAGCCGAAUGCAACAUUAGAAUGAGUUUCUAUUUUAAUGUUAAAUUUUUCAACAAUGUUGCUGCUAACAGUUAAUUCACUAAAAUCACUAUUACCAGGCAUCCAUGCAUUUGCAGGUUGUUUGCAUUUUGUGUAACCUAUAGAGUCUGAAGACUGUACGGAUAAUUCAUUCAAAGUUCUAUCUUUGUUUAUUGUAUUAUGUAUGUUAUUGGUUCAGUUUUAAUAUUUAAAACGUUGAUUUGUAUAUAUCGAAAGUUGGCACGUAUAUUUUUACAUGAUCUAUUUUUAAGAUUUUUUGUGACCAGAAAUGAGCCCUCAAAACAAAUAGCCGCCAACAUGGUAUAUUAAAUGUUAUUUAAAUCUAAGAAUGAUGGAAAAAUAAUUGUUGCACAUCUAAAAUUCUACAAAAUGUGCAUGGCCUAAUACUGAAAAUUACAUCACAAGUAAUUGCUUACUACAAUAAAAACUGUUCUUCAGCAAUCUUCCCUUGGAAUGAAUAAUUAAGUCUAUUUUCCCAUCAUCUUCUCGCAUACACCGUUUUCUUAGAUUUUCCUAAAUUUAAUUUUCUGAAUCGCGUAAAAGAUACUUGAGCCCAACAGCAAUGUGUUCUAUUUGAGAUCCUGUUCCGGAAUGUAGUUCUAACUGCAUUUAUAAGUGAUAUAUUUGCUCAACAUCGUUACAAGAUCCACUUUGAAAACGUCUGCAAUAACACGGGUAAGAAGUUUGUUUGGUUUAUUUCUGAUCGCAAGAGUUUUGGUGGAUAGGUUUUUAAGAAAUUAACCUAAACUCAAAAUUGAUUAAAAUAAGUGAUUAACAUAAUGAAAAGUAAUUGAAUAGUUUUAAGUAAAUUAUAUUUUAUAUGUAUGCGUAAUUAGAUUGUAUUGGUCACUGUUAAAUAAUUAGUUGAUCACCAUAUUUUAUGUAACUCAUACCAUCUCCAUUGUUCAAUUUACACAGUAAGAAAUAAGUAGUUCAAUUUGGUCUUUAUAAUCCGAUGUUCCUACAAUGUUUAUUGUUUGCCCCUGUUAAUCCGACUUAUAUAGGUAUACAGGGUGAUUUACGUGGACCGUGAAGACAAUAGAAAGUGCAAUUCACAGAAAAACGUCGAGAGUCAUCAUAAGACAAGCAACUGGAAUACCAGGAAAUUAGGCGUUUGCAUUUAAAAUAAGUCAGUUUAUUAUACUUUUCAUACGCCCUGUACAGCUGGAAGGCUAAAUGUGUUUUACAUGGCUCCGGCACGACUCGUUAUAACGGAAAACAAAAUUUGAAGUUUCUAAAACAACAGUAAGCUGGAAAACUUCUAUUGCACGGUCUACUUAAAUCACCCUGUAUGUCUAUAUAGUUUUCGUGUUAUGCCGCAUAAGUACAAUAAUUUCGUUUUUUAAAUUAGUCUCCCUGCAAUUAUGCUUUAAUUAGAUACAGGCAGCGCAUAUUCUAAGGUUUUCAUUAUAAUAGUUCUAUCGUUGUGUGAUGCAAAAACUGAAUAAUAGACGUGAUAUAAAAGGAAUGAAUAAAGAGCCUAAAUUGUUAUAUAUUUGAUGAAAUCAAUCAUUAAUUCCAUUAAAUUUAGAGCAUUGAAAUUUAAGCAUUCAAGGAACUAUUACGUGUAUUGUGUUUUAGUUUUAAUCACAUAUAAAUGUAUAUACGUCAACCAUUAUUAAAAGACAAUUUGUUUUUACCAUAUGAACUAUUUAGUCACGAUUAGUUGGUAAAAUUAGGACUGCACUCAGCAGUAGAACCUUACUUUCAGUUCCUGUUUAUAAACCCUAUAGCAGCUACGGGAAAACUGCUAUUAUUUAUAAAUUCUAUUAAUGAUAUGUAAACAUGUAUUUCUAUUUUUAAUUAUAUUUUCUACUCUGUGAAAUAUUAUACAUUAUCUAUUAUUUUUUACAAAAUAAAACGUACAUUAAUAUA
Dendroctonus ponderosae (mountain pine beetle) is the source of this 9000-nucleotide messenger RNA. RefSeq names its product insulin-like receptor. NCBI's taxonomy places the organism in Eukaryota, Metazoa, Arthropoda, Insecta, Coleoptera, Curculionidae. The coding region runs from base 463 to 4680 and encodes 1405 amino acids. The record is from RefSeq and is a predicted model, not a curated record. Gene Ontology annotation, biological process: cell surface receptor protein tyrosine kinase signaling pathway; positive regulation of kinase activity; multicellular organism development. Gene Ontology annotation, cellular component: membrane; insulin receptor complex; axon. The transcript is spliced from 8 exons. Gene Ontology annotation, molecular function: insulin receptor substrate binding; ATP binding; insulin receptor activity.